AUGUUGCUCGCCGUGGUACGGUGCAUCGUCGAUUACAACGACCGAUUCCCCUGUACGCCGCCGCCUUCACUCGCCACACCACCCGGCUCCGCAGCCUCUACACCCACAGCUGCGCUGCCGCCGCCUUCGCGCGCCACACCACCCGGCUCCGCGGUCUCUACACCCACUGCUGCGCUGCCGCCGCGGUCUGCCCUAACUGAUACGUCGCUCACCGCCUCGACGCCAGCCACCGCUUCACCUGCUGUCACCGCCGCCACACCUACUCAUUCAGCUCCCGCUACACCUGCCGCCGCAUCAUCUUUGUUGGAGUCAUCUGCCCAGCAUUCCGACUUAAUUAAUGAAAAUGUGGCCUUGAAGAAAAAAAUUGAUGAGCUCAACACAAAACUGCAAACGUCCGUCCACAAGAAGGUAGCGCUCGCCAACAACUACAUGAGCGAACUAUGCGAGCGCUAUAAGGGUGCUGCUUUCCUGGACAUUAGUGACCUGAGUCGUCAUCACUUCACGGCUCACGGCCUUCACCUUACCACUGCAGGAAAGGCUAUACUGGCUGACCUCAUUGUGAAGGGGUUGAACAGCCCGCCCAGAACCUUCAACAGAACGCCGGCAGAAUCAGCCCCGAGACCGCCACUGCCGCCGCCGACGCCACCGCCACCGCCAACUAGCGCCCAAGGCCACAACACCUACGCGGAGGCU
Molecule: messenger RNA, 693 nt
Organism: Homalodisca vitripennis (glassy-winged sharpshooter)
Lineage: Eukaryota; Metazoa; Arthropoda; Insecta; Hemiptera; Cicadellidae
Product: verprolin-like
Exons: 3
Source: RefSeq, a predicted model, not a curated record